AUGGCAGACCAACACGAGGUCGAUCUCGACUCUAUAAUCGACAGGCUACUCGAGGUACGAGGCAGCCGACCCGGCAAGCAAGUUCAGCUUCUCGAGGCUGAGAUCCGUUAUCUCUGCACCAAGGCUCGUGAGAUCUUCAUCUCUCAGCCCAUCCUUCUCGAACUCGAGGCUCCAAUUAAGAUCUGCGGUGAUAUCCACGGACAGUACUACGAUCUUCUCCGACUCUUUGAGUACGGUGGCUUCCCUCCCGAGGCCAACUACCUCUUCCUCGGUGACUACGUCGACCGAGGCAAGCAGUCUCUUGAGACCAUUUGCUUGCUCCUUGCCUACAAGAUCAAGUACCCCGAAAACUUCUUCAUCCUCCGAGGUAACCACGAGUGCGCCUCUAUCAACCGAAUCUAUGGCUUUUACGACGAGUGCAAGCGUCGCUACAACAUCAAGCUUUGGAAGACGUUCACCGAUUGCUUCAACUGCCUUCCUAUCGCCGCUAUCAUCGACGAGAAGAUUUUCACCAUGCACGGUGGCCUCAGCCCUGACCUCAACUCUAUGGAGCAAAUUCGCCGUGUCAUGCGACCUACUGAUAUCCCUGACUGCGGUCUUCUUUGCGAUCUCUUGUGGUCUGAUCCAGAUAAGGAUAUUACUGGCUGGAGCGAAAACGACCGAGGUGUCUCGUUCACAUUUGGUCCCGAUGUUGUCUCGCGCUUCCUGCAGAAACAUGAUAUGGACCUGAUCUGCCGAGCUCAUCAGGUUGUUGAGGACGGCUAUGAAUUCUUUUCCAAGCGCCAGCUGGUCACGCUAUUCAGUGCGCCCAACUACUGUGGUGAAUUUGACAAUGCCGGUGCGAUGAUGAGUGUCGACGAGAGCUUGCUGUGUUCUUUCCAGAUCUUGAAACCCGCUGAAAAGAAGCAAAAGUAUGUUCCAACCACUCUUGGCAGCACUAGCACGCCUAUCAACUCCCCCCGCUAG
Fusarium musae is the source of this 966-nucleotide messenger RNA. RefSeq lists its product as uncharacterized. The transcript is spliced from 4 exons. The record is from RefSeq and is a predicted model, not a curated record. Bases 1 to 966 code for a protein of 321 amino acids. Gene Ontology annotation, cellular component: nucleus; cytoplasm. Lineage: Eukaryota; Fungi; Ascomycota; Sordariomycetes; Hypocreales; Nectriaceae. Gene Ontology annotation, molecular function: protein serine/threonine phosphatase activity.